Molecule: messenger RNA, 351 nt
Organism: Gryllus bimaculatus (two-spotted cricket)
Lineage: Eukaryota; Metazoa; Arthropoda; Insecta; Orthoptera; Gryllidae
Source: the annotation of a GenBank genome assembly
AUGUCAGUCAUCUCAAGCACCUUAACGGGGCAACUUAUUACAAGUGCCAAAGACAACGUAAACAAAGCAGACACGGAAAGUGAUCAUGUGAACACCCAGACAGGACAAGCUCAGCAGCAGUCACCGCAGCUAAUGGAAGUGCUUCGACAGCUUCUUGAGCAGCCUCCUAUGAUAUCUCACCCGGAGCCUACAGUUACCGCACAAGGAGACCAGCAAAGUGGCGUAUGUGCUUCCAUUCUUCUAUCUCGCAAAAUCCACAACUUACCUAGGGCAUAUGAUUUUAAACAUACAUUUUAUCCAUUUUUUAAAUUGUUGGGUAUGAAAAUUGAAGUUCAAGCAGUAGUUAAUUGA